AUGAGCAGCGGCGUUGCUGCUUCGCUUCGUCGAAUUUUCAUCGCUAAUCAACAACAUCGUUUACUUAUUGUAUCAACAUGUUCGAUUCCUCGAAAUCAACGAACAUUUUCCAUGCAAUACAAGGAUACAGAGAAACCACCUCAUCCGUUCGACUACGUUAACAAAAAUUAUAACUUUUUCCGCCAUUUUUAUUUGGGUGGUCAUUAUACUUUAGCAAAUAUACAUGAUAAUACGUUAUUCUUUCAUGUUGAAUCGAAUUUUGGUGUUCGUCGAUCGGAUUUCGUUAAACGUUUAGCAAAUCAUAUUGGAUUUUUACCUAUUUCCAAACCGGAUGUUGAUCGAAUGCAUUUUAUUGAUGAAACCGGUACUAUUAACACAAGACAAUUUCAUAACGACUAUUGUCUACCAAGAGAUCGUAUACCUUCUCCUGAAGAAUGGCAUUUGAAUCCAAAUUAUCAUGCAACUGUGCGUCUUUUAAGACCACUUUUACAAACAAUGACUUAUCAAUUAAGAAUGGGAUUAUCACACAUGUUUUCAACCGGUCAAGGAAUUGUUACGGAUCGAUCAUAUUGGAGUUUUUAUGCUACUCUUAAUAUUCUUCGUGAAUUCGAUUUCAUCAGCCAAGAUAGUUAUGAUUUUCUUUUGGAAUACAAAGUAUCAAUUGAUUAUAAUUUGAAAAUGCCUCGUUUGAUCAUCUUUAUCGAUAAAGAUCCACAUGCUAUUUGGGAAGAUAUGAAAAAAAAUGGCAAAGAUUAUCAAAAAGGAAGUAAAGUAUAUUCAUUAGAAUUGCUUCAAGCAAUGGAUCGAAUGUACAAAGAGGAAUGGUUACCAAGAAUGAGUACAUAUUGUCACAUUCUUCAAUAUAAUGAAAACGAAAUAAAAACAUUGGAAGAUGUUGUUUUUGAUAUCGAACAACUUAAUUUUGAUGAUACAAACAAGUUUCCUGAUUGGCGUCUAACAGUUGACAUUGAAUUAGAACGAUUUCGUGCACAACUUCAAAAUGAACACUUUUGGACACGAAUGUUCAAUGUUAAUCGUCUUCUUCAUCUUUCCGAAUGGUGGACUGAACCUAAUGCACAAAAAAGUCAAUUAGGUCUUAUGAAAUAUGAUCCUCGAUAUUAUUGGACAACAAAUAAUUGGGAUAUAAAACCAUUCUUUCGUCGUUACCAAAGCUGGACUCGUUUACCGUUUUAUUAA
Molecule: messenger RNA, 1197 nt
Organism: Adineta ricciae
Lineage: Eukaryota; Metazoa; Rotifera; Eurotatoria; Adinetida; Adinetidae
Source: the annotation of a GenBank genome assembly